AUGCCGACCACUGUGCCACAUAGCCCCAGCCCAGCGGCUUUUCCGCUGUCGGAGCUCCCAUCUCAGCAGCAAGUGGUCUCCUUUCAACCAAUCCCCAGCCCAACACCCACGGGAUGUGCGGUCUGCAUCCUGAGCGACAAAGCCCUACUAAGCCACGAACUAUACUUCUGCCCGAAAUUUAGGGCCAUGUACCACCGGCCCUGUCUCUACGCGCUGCAGCAGCAGAGGAGCCAUCAGCCCUCCCCGGCAGCAGCGCUUUUCAGGUGCCGAACCUGUGGGAUCGAGGGCGACCAGCCCCAGGAGCAGAAGAUCCCAGGCCCAUCCCCAAUCCCGACUCCCAGCCCACCCUCGGCCCCCGUCACCCCUGAAGCCUCCCGGCCCGUUAUCACCACCCCGUAUCACUACAUCCGCACCUCAGCAGGACUCUACAUAUGCACCUACAUCUCCAUCGCACCGGACGGGACCACCCGGUCCUGUAAUCUGCAAUUCAGCGCGUGGCCGAACUACCUCAGCCAUCAUCACCGGGCGCAUGAACGGGCGGCGGAUGUAGGGCAUUCCUGCGAGAUUUGUGGGGUAAGUGGUGGUAUUAGUGGUGUCAGCACCGCGAACACGACCACGACUGCGAUAGCUACCCCUGCCCCUGCCCCUGCCCCUGUCAUUACUCUCACUGAUUUCCUUCUGGCCGUGGAGGCGGAGUCCAACGAACCACCGCUGCAUCUCCUGCCUCCGCCCCUCCUUCCCGAGUCGGAACGAGAGGUCAGCAUCAUGACCGGCCCAGCACCGACUAACGUUACCCCAAUCCCAGCCCCAGUCCCAACCCCAAGCCCACACCCCACCACCCCCACAGACACCAAAAGACCCAUCCUCGAGCCCGCAUGCUACCACUACUCCAAGCGCACCGAAGAAGGCCACUUCAUCUGCACCUUCCCCCUCCCCACAAGGACCGGGACCGGGACCGGGACGACCACCGCGACGGAACCCUGCGGAUGGUGCAUGGAGACGUCGCAGGGGUACAAGAAGCAUUUUUGGCGGAAGCAUCUGCGUGAAGCCGAGGCGCGGGGCUCUCGCAGUGCCAUCACCAGCAGUAAUCAAGGUAACAGUACCAGCACUGGUGCUAAGGCCGGUAGGGGUAAAAUCACCGCCGAAGCAAGCCCGGUACUUGAACCUCGACAUCUGAAGCGUCGACGGCGGUCUUCGAUAUCGUUUACAUCGUGUGUUUCACUGACCUCACCAGUACCCCCACCCGCAAACCCAAUCCAAAUGGAACUGCUCCUGCAAUCGCAGCAACAGUACAUCCCGCGGCCGCGGCCGCAGGCGCAGCCACCGCGCAUCCGCCCGCCUCAGCCGCGGUUCUGCCCGCUCUGCGCGCAGGAUUUCGAGAAUCUGGGCGCGCUGGUCCAGCAUCUGGAGGCCGACCAUACCGCGGAGAUUUCGUGUCUGUCUGCUGCGUCUGGGGUGUCACCGGGAUUGGUGGGGCCAGCUGCUGUAUCUGGAGAAGGAGCAUCCGGAGUGGGAUGGGUUGUUCGCGGAUCCGUUGACGCUUCGGCAGGUACUGUUUUUUUAGGGUGGGGAUUGUUUUUUCUGCGCUAG
Molecule: messenger RNA, 1590 nt
Organism: Aspergillus uvarum CBS 121591
Lineage: Eukaryota; Fungi; Ascomycota; Eurotiomycetes; Eurotiales; Aspergillaceae
Exons: 1
Coding region: 1-1590 (529 amino acids)
Source: RefSeq, a predicted model, not a curated record